This is a messenger RNA of Paramecium pentaurelia, 2085 nucleotides long. Lineage: Eukaryota; Ciliophora; Oligohymenophorea; Peniculida; Parameciidae. The record is from the annotation of a GenBank genome assembly.
AUGCAAUAAACAUAAACUCCAGAAUAAUUCUCUUUUAUUUGUCAUGAUACUUAACAUAAUUCAAAUCAGAUUAGUAACUUCUAAUAAAGUGCUAUGUAAAUUUUUAUAUUCAUUUUUAGUUUUGGACAAGAUACUCAAGAACCUUAAAAAGAAUUAAAUACUCAAUAUAAUCCAUCAACUCCAAGAUAACAUUUAAAUUAAAUUCUUGAAUCAUUUGGUAGUAUAUUAGCAAGAUAUUUGGCUCUAUAUAUGAUUGGUAUACCAAGUUCAUUAAAAUAAUCUAUUGAAUACUUAAAUAAUAACAUUCAGGACAUGAAAAUGUAUAUCUAUAAUGCAUAAGAAUUGUUUAAUACCAAAAACUAAUCCAAAGAGUUUUAAUUGGCUAGAGAAGAAUAAUGCAAUUAAAUAUAAGCGAUUAUUGAAGCGAUUGAAGAUGGUCAAUGCAAAUAAGCUCUAUCUAAAUUAUUAGGUAAAAUAGAGGAAGUUAGAUUUUCAAGUUAAUAUAUCUUGACAAUUGCACAUAUAGAAAUACUUGAAACUCAAACUAUUUAUUUUCAAGUUAUAGAAAAAGAUCCAAGCAUGAAAACAUUUAUUGAUUUAGUCAAAAAAGAUUCAAUAAUAAUUGCGUAAUAACUUUCCCCUCAUCUUAUUGUACUUAGUGCAGUAUUUAAAGAUUUGCUUAAGUUAGAUAUGAUUCAUUAAAUAUAAUAGAAUAAUUAUAGUCUCUAAAAAUUAGUCUAUCAUAUUCAAUAAUUAAGUAAAGAUUAGGAUAUAUCAUCAUAUUGUUAAUAGAUAUCAAGAAUUUAUCCUAGUAUUCAAGAACACUUUAUAGAAAUAGAAGAAAUUAGAAAUAAAUAAAGAGUUAAUUUUGAAUAUAUUUUAAGCAAUUAAGAUAGAGAUAUUUUAUAAUUGUUCUAUGACAAAUAAAAUGUUUAUGUUCAUUAAUUUCCUUAAGAUAAAUAUCUCCCUGAAGAAAUAUGUGAAUUGAUUUAAUUAACUUAUUUUUUAAUUAAAUAAGGUUAAAUAGAGGCUACAUUUGAAAAAAUAGAAAAUUAGAUCUAAAAAAUAUUAAAAGAUGAAAAGUUUAAAUAAUAUUCAUUCAUUUUUGAUUUGAUUGCUGAUUGCAUAUAUUCAAGUUAAUUGAAAUUGUUAUUUUAUGGAUAUGUAGAAUGUAUUUUAGAUACUAGAUUAGCCAAAUUUACUAGCUAUCUAUAAGCAGAUUUAAUUACAUUAAAUUCUUUAUCUAAAUAAUCAUAAACAAUAUUAAAUGAUUUAUAAUUGUAAUAAUUGAAAGAUAUGCUUUGUAUUACAAAAAGAGAAAAUUUAUAAUUCUAAGAUUUUACUUAAAUUAUUAUUUUAGCAGGUUAAAUAGAAACUUUAGUAGCUUCAAAAUAAAAUGAUACUCUUUUAGAAACAAUUAUAGAAUUAGAAAAUUAGUUAUAUGAAAGUCUUGAAAUUAAUGAAUUAAUUAUAAAUAAAGAACCAUCAGCUUUAUACAUAAGAAUGAAGAAAUUGAAAUCACUUAUGGAAUUAUUUCUUAGAUAUUAUAAAGUUUCAAAUGAGACAUUACAAAGAUUAAUCCUAUAUUAAGAAUAAAUGUUUGAAAAUAAAUAAUCAUCUGCAAUUUUCCAAAAACCUAAAAUAAAAUCUUCUAAAGAAUAAUUAAGUACUGUUCAAAAUCAAAAGAAGACUUAAAAUUGGAUUGACAUGUAGAAUUAAAUAUUAAGUGCAGAUGUAUUAGGAACAGAGAAGAAUUAUUAUAGACCUAGCAUUUAUAAAAUAUUUAUGGGGUUGACUAAUUAAUAAAAAAAUGCAAGUCCUGCAACUUUGUAAAAAAUUUUAAGAAACUUUUAAGCUAAAUAUUAAAAUACAUAUAUAAACUAAAUUCAAAGUGAUUUUGUAAAUUUAUUAAAGGAAAUUAUGUAAUAUUAAAAAGAUAAAUAAGUUAUCUUUGAAACAAAUUUUAGAAGAUAUUAUAAAAAAGAAUUCAAAAAUUAAUUGAUGGAACUACCUAACAACUAAUUUGAAAGUGUGGCUUAUGCAUAAUAAUUGAUUUAAACAAUAGAAAAUUAAUAAAAUAAUUGA